Messenger RNA from Zootoca vivipara (common lizard), 1288 nucleotides. Its product is annotated as nodal homolog 2-A. Gene Ontology annotation, molecular function: growth factor activity; cytokine activity. NCBI's taxonomy places the organism in Eukaryota, Metazoa, Chordata, Lepidosauria, Squamata, Lacertidae. The record is from RefSeq and is a predicted model, not a curated record. Gene Ontology annotation, cellular component: extracellular region.
AUGCCUCCCAGGACCACCUCGCUCUUGGAGCUGAUAUCUUGGGCGCUCGCCCUCCUGGGUCCAGCCUGCUCGCAGCCUGUCGAGCUGCUGCAGGAGGCCGCCGAGGGCCAGCUUCGGCCCGCCGCCUCCUCUCCGGCCGGCCUGGCCGCAGCCCCGGGCAGCCCUCGGCUGCAGCCCCCGGCGCUCCGCUCCCCGGCAUACAUGCUGCAGCUGUACCGGGCCCUCGUCGUGGGCAGCCCCCCGAGCCAGCCCAGCGCAGAAGCCUCAGCCUGGAGAGAAUCCGACACCAUCCUCAGCCUGGGGGCGCGAAAUUAUUUCCAGUUUGAGGACCACUGGGACUUCUCUUUUGACUUGACCUCCGUUUCCAGCAGCUCUGAUGUGAGGCUGGCAGAGUUCCGGGUUUGCCUGAUGCCUUUCCCCCAGUACAAGAAUGUCACUUUGAACAUCUACCACAGCCAUGAGCGCACCUGUCAUGGGAACCAGACCUGCACAGACAAGAUCUUCCUUGGUUCUUUCAUUAGCAGCACCCCCAGCCACUCCUCCUGGAAAGUCUUCAAUGCCACCAGCAUUCUCCGCUUCUGGCUCCACCAAGGGGUAUCAUUUGGCAUGGGUGCUACAGAUGAUCAGGAGCGGCACUGGGGGGAGGAGACAAUGUCUCAGGACAAUGAUGGAAUAGCAGCCGGUGGGUUCCAGGGAAAAUGUGGAUGCAAUGACGAUCAACAGGCCCACGUUUUGACCCAUAGCAUAACUGACAGAGUCCUACUGGUUAUCUUCUCCAAAGAUAAGGAACUGGUGGAGCCGUCUCAGGGCCCAAGUCUCAUCAGGACAGUGGAGAUGUCCAAGUACAUCAUGAUGGACAACACUUUCAAGGAGACUGGGGGCCGUCGGCACCGGCGGAACAGGAAGCAGAAGCAAAGGAUUAAAGCGACUAAUAUUUCCACCGCCAGCUUUGGCAAAGAAGGGAGAUCGCUGUGCAGGAGGGUAGAUAUGAUUGUGGACUUUGAGCAGACUGGCUUUGGAAGUUGGAUUGUGCACCCCAAGAAAUACAAUGCCUACCGGUGUGAGGGAGAGUGCCCAUUGCCUGUUGAUGAGACCUUCAAGCCAACAAAUCAUGCAUAUAUUCAGAGCUUGCUGAAGUUAUACCAACCCAACCGGGUGCCUUGCCCAUCUUGUGCCCCUGUCAAAAUGAGCCCACUGUCUAUGCUGUACUACGAGAAAGGGAAAGUGAGGGUCCGUCACCAUGAGGACAUGAUCAUCGAGGAAUGUGGCUGCAACUGAUGCAUAUGAG